AUGCAAGAUUUAGAGGCUUUCAAAGCAGAUGUAUGCUGGGAUGUGUGUCCGAAGUUGAUUGAGGUUUUGAGGAUUGCGAUGAAAACAAAGGGAGGAAAUUUGAAACAACAGCUGCAACAAGGAGAAAACCAGCAACUUUUAAGAGCAAAAAAGGUUUGCAUACGGGAAGCACAACCACUUAUUCAACCUGAACAACAAUGGAAAACCAGCAAGAAGCUUAGAAGGAAUUUAGCAAUGGACUAA
This is a messenger RNA of Dovyalis caffra, 243 nucleotides long. NCBI's taxonomy places the organism in Eukaryota, Viridiplantae, Streptophyta, Magnoliopsida, Malpighiales, Salicaceae. The record is from the annotation of a GenBank genome assembly.